AUGUCCUCGACCAGCGAGGCCAGUCCCGGUAACUGGAUCACCGGUAGUUAUACCGGGAACAGCAUCGGGGUGCGCAUCACCAUCGGCACCUUUGUUUGUGUCGCGUGGUACAAUGUUAUCGAGCUGAUCGUGCUCAUUUUCUUGACCUUCAAGCGGUUCCAGGGUCCCUAUUUUUGGAGUAUGUUAAUUUCGGCUGUCGGCAUUCUUCCUUACUCGGUCGGGUAUUUGAUGAAGUUUUUCGAUCUUACUUCCGCUACUUGGGUCCCGGUUACGCUGCUUACUGUCGGCUGGUGGGCGAUGGUUACGGGUCAAUCAUUUGUGCUGUACUCGCGGUUGCAUUUGGUUAUUGAGAACCAGCGCAUUCUACGCCUGGUUAAGGGAAUGAUUAUCAUGAAUAUCUUCCUCUUGCAUGUUCCGACCACCGUGCUUACCUAUGCUGCCAAUUUCUCGGGUUCCUACGCGUCGAUCGCGGGGUAUGAUAUUAUGGAGAAGAUUCAACUUACUGGAUUCUGUGUUCAAGAAGUUAUUAUCUCCAGUCUGUACAUGUGGGAGACAAAUCGCAUGCUACAGUCGAAUACCGAUCGUGGUAGUCGCAAGACUAUCAUGCAGCUGCUCGCCGUCAACGUCUCUUGUAUCUUGAUGGAUAUCGCCCUCAUGGUUAUCGAGUUUAUGAACUUCUACAUCUACCAGACGACACUCAAGGCUACGCUGUACAGUGUCAAACUCAAGUUGGAAAUCGCCGUCUUGGGUAAGCUGGUUAAGGUUGCUCAUCAACAUCUCUGGCGAUCUAAUACCGAGCGUGGUCAAUACCCCUCAUUUGUUGACCCCACCCGCAUCGAAUCUGACUUCAACCAUCCUGAAUCUUCGCUUGGCACAUAUCAGGGUUUCAAGGGUCGUACAUCUCCGUUUGAGGCCAUUGACUGUGACGAUGUGACAUAA
Messenger RNA from Penicillium atrosanguineum, 939 nucleotides. RefSeq lists its product as uncharacterized. The transcript has a single exon. The record is from RefSeq and is a predicted model, not a curated record. Lineage: Eukaryota; Fungi; Ascomycota; Eurotiomycetes; Eurotiales; Aspergillaceae. The coding region runs from base 1 to 939 and encodes 312 amino acids.